Cotesia glomerata is the source of this 1365-nucleotide messenger RNA. RefSeq lists its product as uncharacterized. Bases 92 to 1363 code for a protein of 423 amino acids. The record is from RefSeq and is a predicted model, not a curated record. NCBI's taxonomy places the organism in Eukaryota, Metazoa, Arthropoda, Insecta, Hymenoptera, Braconidae. The transcript has 8 exons. Gene Ontology annotation, molecular function: protein binding.
AUUAACCUGCAGAGAAUUGCGAAAUGUCUAUUUAGAAUGUCGCAACACGUGAUACGAUUCGAAAGAACUUGGUAAUAAAUUGAAAUUUAAAAUGCAAGAAAUAUUUCUUCCUCCGCAUGUGUGGGAUAUGAUCUUCAUGUAUGUAAGGAACCCAUUCCGGCUGAUGAAACUUCGUGAGGUUUCAAAAUUUUUUAAGGAAAUAAUUGAGAAGAAAAUUGAAAAUACAAACAUGUGGAAGGUGCUCUGUCCACCGUGGGUUGAAAGUUGGAUGCAUACUAUUAUAAAAAUUAAAUAUCCCUACAGACAAUUUCUUGUCAAUGACAUUUUGUCUGACGAAGACUAUAAAGAACAUUUUAUAAAUUACCAAAAAUGGCGGAGGGUUGCUAAUUUAAUAGAACCGAAAUUCAAUGUUGAUUUUCAGAAAUUUUUUUUAGAGGGUAAAGAAGUAACAUGUGUUGAUGCAUGCGGAAGGUUCAUCAUUUUUGGAACAAAUCUUGGACGCGUCCAUUUCUCAUUAGUUACAGAGCCAGAAAAACUUGUUCUAGUACACGAUUUUAAAAAAUCUGUAACGGAUAUAAAAUUUUGGUUUACUGAUGGAAAUAUUGUUGUUGUUGCUUUAAUUGAAAAGUACUUACAAUUUUGGUAUUUAAAUGAAGCUAGUGAAAUUUCGAAUUCAAUUUGCGACAUGACUGAGCACUUAUGUAUUGGUGUGGCCAAUCGUCUUUUUGUUGAAAAUCAGCUUCUUAUAGUGGAGUAUAAAUAUGAAAACAAACGUGUAUUUCCUUCAAGAAAUUGCACGAUACCGAAUGAUAAUUCUUCAAAUAAACCUAAAUUUCUUUCAAUGCACAAUCGAUCUGAUGAUCUAACAGUGAUGACAGAGAUGAAUAGAAUAAUUACAGUAUAUGAGAUUAAUUUUCCUGAUGUAAGCUCUGAAAACAUAGAGUUGAAAAAAGUCUAUGCAAUUAAUCAUAACAUAAUAUACGAUCCAGAAAGACCCAUUAUUUCUAGUAUGCCUAUUGAAGAAACUGGAUUUUAUACUGCUGAAAAUAAUAUAAUAGUUCAUUCAAAGUUUCCGGGUCUUGAACGAAAAUGGUCAUCUUUAAAAUUAAACAUACCAUUAAAAGUUGAUAAUAUUGUAAAUGUUACUAUGUUUGCAAAUAUUUAUUUUAUAUGUUGGGAGUCAGGAACAAUUGAUAAAGUUUCUAUUAAAAAAUCUCAAAAUAAAAAAGACUUUGUAAUUAAAAAAUUAAAAAUUUCAUUAGUUUUGGAAAAGCCAACUAUCGCUAUUAAUUUUACAGAGCAUAAAGAUCAUAAGUAUGCUAUUUUUACUACAAAAACUUCAGCGCAUUAUUUAACUAAAUAAUU